AUUCGACUCCUAUAUCAUAAAGCCUCGGAACAAAGAAUCGACUCAUUUGAAGGUCGAUUCUCAUCCCUACAGCUAAUUUUAUACAGGAACCUGUGGGGAUUUCUUGUAGUCUUGCUUUGGCGGGGCUGCGUCCAGUUGCCAAGGAAUCUGCUUAACCUGUCCAAACCCCAAAAGACUCACCACCAAAAAUGGUGAAGAUAUUUGUUGGUAAUGUAGCUUCAGCAACUACAGAAGCAGAGCUGCGUGCAUUGUUUGAGCAACACGGUGUUGUGUCAGACUGUGACAUCCUAAAGAACUAUGGCUUUGUGCACAUGGAUGAGGAGGAAUCGGCCCAGAAAGCUGUUGCUGCUUUACACAAGCACGUGCUGAAUGGCUCGCGCAUCACUGUUGAGUAUGCCACCACCAAGGUGCGCAACGCCACCAAGAUCUAUGUGGGCAAUGUGUCUGAGGGUGUCACAGCUUCCAAAAUCAAGGAGCUCUUCCAGCCAUAUGGCAAAGUACUGGAGUGUGAUAUUGUGAAGAAUUAUGCAUUUGUUCAUAUGCAGAGGGAAAACGAGGCCUUGGAGGCUAUCAGGGAACUUAAUCAUACGAAAUUGGAGGAUCAAAAAAUCUUUGUGUCUCUUUCUCGCAGUAAUCAAGCAAAAAAUAGCAGAGGAGAUGACUAUUUCCCCCCUCCUCCCCAUCACUAUCCGCACCAUCCUCCUUACCUGCCCCCACGUCCUCCCCUUGGCGAUUUCUAUCCGCCUCGAGGCCGUCUUCCGCCACCACCACUCCCACCGCCACCUCCCCGCGCCUACUAUGAACGCGAAGCAUAUGAGAGGGGUGUUCGCCAUGACCCGUAUGCCACCGCCCCGCAUUUUUACGACAGGGACCCCUAUGAGCGACGUCCUCCGCCUCCGCAGCGACCGCCCUCGCCUUCCGUUGCCCCUCGCUACUACCGAGAGCGCAGCCCUCUGGGCAGUCGUCGGUCUCUUCUGCCUCCGCCGCCACCGCCGCCGCCACCGCCACCGCCUCCUAGCUACAUGCGCAGCUAUGCCCGUGGUGCUUCAGGCUCCGCUCUUCCUCCCCCGUCCGCUGCCGUGGCCUCCGGCUAUCAGCGUUACUCGCUCGGCUCAGGCUUUGAUAAAGAUGAUUACAUGGAGGACAAGUACAGCAACGGCUUUGGCCGUGGCUACUAAGCUUGCUUUGUCCAGAAAGUCUUUACGUCUCUCGUUUUUGUAUAAGGCAAGCUAAUAAACAGGGACAUAUCUGCAGGAAUUAGGAAAUAUUCUAUGAUGCUUGUAGCUAAUUCUCACAAUGGGUAUAGUGCAGCAAAUAUUCUGUAAUUGUAUUAAAAAGUUGUCAAAUUCCGAGUUAAAAUAUAAUUUCGACGGAUUUUUUUAGUGUAUAAAGGAGGUAGGUGGUAUCACUUUCAGUAUCUUUCCAAGAUAGAAGAUUUGAUUUCUUCAAAUUUUCUUUUAAUGAAGUGGUAUGUUUUGCAUGUUAGUUAGUUUAGAUUGUGAGGGACUGCCUAGUUCUAGUUAUGUAUUGUCAUUAUACUUUGUUACAGGGGCUUAAUGUGCUCCUUAUUUAAGCAAACCCUCGCCCACACCAGCAUGGUUACAUUUUUGUACAACAUUUAGGCAUAUGUUCUUUUUAUUUUUUCCAAAAGCAUGGUAUGUGACUUGCAUUAUUAAGAAAGCUAAGGCUCUAAAUUGAGGUUAAAGAACAUUCUGGUCGAUAGCUUUGUUACAGACUUAGUUAUGUUGCGUUCCAAAGCUGGGACACGCAUAAGAAAGAGGAGGAAGAGGGAGGAUGUUAUUAAAUAUGUGGUAGUGGGCAGAGCCGGGGGACACCAACUGAUCAUCAAAUCGCAUCUUAACAGCCACCCGAGCACAACCUCGACUCGGCACACAACGCAGCGCUUGGACACAACGUCGCCUCCUAGGAAAAAGCAGCGUCACCUAAAGGAACCUCGGGAAAACACAUGACCAUCCGCUACAUAAAACAUAAACUACUACCACGUAGUCAGUAUUACUCCUAUAAAAUUGUCAUCAGCCCAUUAUUCGUUCCCACUGACUCUGUAGCCUUUGAUAUUCAAGUCGUUUUAAUACCUCGAUAUACACUGGACAUGCAUGUGAUUAAAAACUAUUACCAAAACCCAAAUAUUGUAGCCUACCCUACGUGUGAUGGUGUUUCCCUGCGUUGUUAAAACCUUUGAUAAAAUGUACCUCUGAAAAUCUCGACUGUGGAUGCAAACCGAUGUCUUUUUAAAUGGUUGAGCUCUUUAUCACGAACGCUAGUCGAAUUCUGUGCUUGGUGUGGUUACUUUAAAAAGAAAUUUAGUUGUACUAGCAGUCGCUGUCUUUCUAGCCGUUUAAAUAAAACCUCGACUGAUCUGA
Molecule: messenger RNA, 2381 nt
Organism: Tachysurus vachellii
Lineage: Eukaryota; Metazoa; Chordata; Actinopteri; Siluriformes; Bagridae
Exons: 2
Coding region: 189-1178 (329 amino acids)
Cellular component (GO): cytosol
Molecular function (GO): mRNA binding
Source: RefSeq, a predicted model, not a curated record